Messenger RNA from Nematolebias whitei (Rio pearlfish), 507 nucleotides. RefSeq names its product actin filament-associated protein 1. The record is from RefSeq and is a predicted model, not a curated record. Gene Ontology annotation, cellular component: cytosol. Gene Ontology annotation, molecular function: SH2 domain binding; SH3 domain binding. Lineage: Eukaryota; Metazoa; Chordata; Actinopteri; Cyprinodontiformes; Rivulidae.
AUGGAGGCUCCAAACAACGACCCUCCUCCACUGCCCACUUCCUCCCUUCCAGAAGGAUACUAUGAGGAGGCUGUACCUUUAAGUCCAGGAAAGGCUCCAGAGUACAUCACCUCCAAUUAUGACUCCGAUGCCAACAGCACAUCAUAUGAGUCCUAUGAUGAUGAUGAUGAUGAUGGGAAGGGCCAGAAAAUGCACAUUCAGUGGCCGUCUGAAGAGGCGUCCAUGGAUCUGGUCAAAGAUGCUCGGAUUUGUGCUUUCUUGCUCCGCAAGAAACGCUUUGGCCAGUGGACUAAACUUUUGUGUGUCAUCAAAGACAACAAACUGCUGUGUUACAAAUCUUCGAAGGACCAGACCCCCCAAAUGGAGCUCACCCUGUCAGGAUGCAGCAUCACCCACAUCCCCAAAGAUGGCAAGAAGAAGAAGCAUGAACUAAAGAUUGUCCACCAGGGGGCAGAUGCCUUGGUGCUGGCAGUGCAGAGCAAAGAACAAGCUGAAGAGUGGCUGAAG